AUGAAGAUCACCUUGGUACUCGUGCUCCUCGCCAUCUGCCUCGGCUGUGUGAUGAUCCACCAGUCGGAGGCUCAAUCAGCCACCACCGCCGCCACUGCCACCACCGCGGCCACCACCGCCGCCACUGCCACCACCGCCGCCACCACCGCCGCCACUGCCACCACCGCGGCCACCACCACCGCC
Drosophila subpulchrella is the source of this 183-nucleotide messenger RNA. Its product is annotated as protein new-glue 1-like. The transcript has a single exon. The annotation marks the transcript as partial. The record is from RefSeq and is a predicted model, not a curated record. Lineage: Eukaryota; Metazoa; Arthropoda; Insecta; Diptera; Drosophilidae.